GUACUAGAAUAGAGUUAUCGUCUUUGUCUAUCACAGAAAUUUCAUUAUUUACCGAUAAGCAGGUCGAUGGUCGAUGCUAUAUUUGUUUUGGGGUAUAGUGUGAUAGUGAUUAGUGUGAAGUGAAGUAUUGUAAAAUUAGUAGAAAAAAAAAUCUGUAAAAAUGUCUUCAAUUCCAACCAGUCUAUCCGACCUGUAUAAAAGAUACAAAAAAUGGGUCGGCGAUAAUCCUCAAGUAGUUGGCGAUGUAGAAACAACCAUAAAAUGGUUAUCCUAUUUCAUAGCUGGUCGCAUAAACACAUCACCAAUCAUUUCCGAACUAAUUUACUCGCUGUCGAACCUGCUGGUGUUGUUCAACGAUCGCAUCAUAACAAAAUGUCAAUAUGGACAACUGCACGACAGCCACGAAACGAAUCUGCAACUGCUGUUAACGACGCUGGAGUACUGUGAGGUUUUCAUCGAAAUUACUGCUGCCAAAUUGUGGGGAAACGCUGGACGCUGGUUUUUCAUAUUCGUCGUUCAGGUGGUCAAAUGCAUCGGUCGAAUGUUACUCGUUUUCAAACACAAACAGCUGAUUUCCAAAAGUCCGCCAAUAGCUCCGAUAAAUCGAAAGACAUGGUCGCAAAGCGACGAGGAUCAAAUCACAAAUCAAGGCAAUAACUUCGCGACAAACAGUGCAUUUACAUUCACAUUGAAGAGGUCGGGCAAAGUGAUCCGUAAGGUUGAAGGAGCCCCACCGAUACAUCUGCGCAGUUGGAAACCAUUGGCCGAAGAGACAUUAAAUGUUCAAAGCAUUCCGACAAUCGGAAAAACAUUCACACUGGCCGAAUCGCUGUACAUUUUCAAGCCAUUGAUCCAUUUGACUUGUUCGUCGGUGGUCGGAUUGAAUUCGUGGAAGAGCUACUCAUUGUCAUUGCUACUGGAUAUUGCCAGUCUGCGCAUCUAUUACGAUCAACGAGAUAAACUCACGAAAGAACAGAAAAUGGAAUUGUCAAAACGAUGCGUUUCGCUGCUGCUGUAUCUGAUGCGAUCGCCGUUCUACGAGAAAUGCAGCCGGGAUCGAAUCAGUCGCCUAAUCACGUCCGUUGCCAGUACCAUUCCAUUCACAAAUGUCGUGUGUAAACCGUUGCUGGAUUACAUUCCGCAUUGGCAGUCAACUUACUUCUACAUGUGGUCCACAUAAGAUUUGUGUAUUCGGCUGCAAAGUGUGCGUGUUGUGCGUGUUUGAUCGGUGGGUUAUGGAAAUCGGGGGAAACAUUUUAUUCCGUUGAAUAAAAG
This is a messenger RNA of Bradysia coprophila, 1275 nucleotides long. It is a transcript of the gene Pex16, whose product is annotated as peroxisomal biogenesis factor 16. Lineage: Eukaryota; Metazoa; Arthropoda; Insecta; Diptera; Sciaridae. Gene Ontology annotation, cellular component: peroxisomal membrane. Gene Ontology annotation, biological process: peroxisome organization. The record is from RefSeq and is a predicted model, not a curated record.